CGCCGCGCCGGGCACGUGUGCGCGGCGGCACCAAUGGGCGGGCGCGGCGCCGCCUCCCGCUCCCCGCUCCCCGCUCGGCGCGAUGGCGGCGGCUCCGGGCGCGCUGUCGGGCGGCGGCGGCCGCUGGGAGGUGGUGCGCAAGGGCCGGCGGCCCGCGGGCGGCACCGGCAGCCGCCGCGCCCUGGGAGAGGCCAACGCCGGCCGCGCUGGGCUGCCCACGGCCGCCCCCAUCGCCACCUCCGACACCAUCUUCGAGCUGGGCUUCGAGAAGGCGCUGAAGAAGCAGAACAAGGAGCAGGUGCCCCCGGCGCCGGAGCCGCCGCAGCGCCGGCAGCACGCGGGGAAAAGCACGAAGAAGCCCCUGGCGAGCGACGCCGGAGCCAAGCCGGGGAAAUGCCGCUCGCUGGAGGAAGCGCUGCGAGCCCUGGACCUGGCGGAUCUGCAGAAGGAGCUGGAGAAGAGCCAGAGCGUGUUCCCCGAGAACCCCUCGGUCUGGGUGAAGGACCUGGCCAGUUACCUCAACUACAAGCUGCAGGCGCCGCGGAGCGAUCCGGCGCUCAGCCAGCACCCCCACGACUACCCGUACAGCCUGGUGGGCCGGGAGCUGCGCGGCAUCAUCCGGGCGCUGCUGGGCCGGGCGGCCGGCGUGCUGGAGCUCUUCUUCGACCACUGCAUCUACACCAUGCUGCAGGAGCUGGACAAGGCCCCAGGGGAGUCCCUGCACGGGUACCGGAUCUGCAUCCAGGCCCUGCUCCUGGACCGGCCCAAGAUCGCCACGGCCAGCCUGGGCAAGUACUUGGAAGUGCUGCGGUCGCACCAGAACCGGCCAGCGAAGUGUCUUACCGUGCUCUGGGCGCUGGGACAGGCCGGGUUCGCUGACCUGCACGAGGGGCUGAAAGUCUGGCUCGGCGUCAUGCUGCCGGUGCUCGGGAUCAAGACGCUCUCCCCGUACGCCGUCUCCUACCUGGACCGUCUGCUGAUGAUGCACCCAAACCUGACCAAAGGCUUCGGGAUGAUCGGCCCCAAGGAUUUCUUCCCCCUCCUGGACUUCGCCUUCAUGCCCAACAACUCGCUGCCGCCCAGCCUGCAGGAGCAGCUGCGCCGGCUCUACCCGCGCCUGAAGGUGCUGGCGUUCGGCGCGAGGCCCGAGGCCGCCCUGCACACCUACUUCCCGUCCUUCCUCUCGCGGGCCACGCCGAGCUGCCCCCCCGGCAUGAAGAAGGAGCUCCUGACCUCCCUGAGCCAGUGCCUGAGCCUGGACCCGCUGAGCUUCGGCGUCUGGCGGCAGCUCUACACCAAGCACCUCUCCCAGUCCAGUUUGCUUCUGAACCAUCUGCUGGAGUCCUGGGACAGCAGCAGCAAGACGGUGCGGCAGUCGCUGCAGGAGACGGUUCGCUCCUUCAGAGUGACAAACGAGGAGCUGGUGGCGAGAGGGUCCAGUGGCGCCCAGGACGUGGCCGCCUGCGAUGCCGCCUGCAAGGAGCUGCUGCGCAGGAUGCGGGGCCGGGGCUUCCCCUGGCAGCGGCUGCUGCUCGUCCUCCUGGUCUUCGCGGCCGGAUUCCUCCUGCACGACGUCCGCACACACGGCUCCUUCCAGGCCUCCUCCUCCGCUCAGCUGCUCCGCGACUCGGGCGUCCUGCCGGCCUGGCAGCGCGCCUGGCACACGGCCUGGCACGGCUGCCGCGAGGGGCUCAGGUGGCUGGAGCGGAGCCUGCCCGGCCUGGGCUCCGGGGCGGCCGCCGUGCUGCAGCCGCAGCUGGAGCUGCUCUGGGCGGGGAGCGGCGAGGCGGCCCUGGUCGUGUCCCAGCAGUGCUCGGCCCUGCUGGCCCAGCUCCGCAGCGGCCUGCCCUGGCUCGCCGAGUGGCUCCAGUCCCGUGUCCCCGAGUCGCUGCUGCACGUGGCCGAGUGUGUGCGGGAGCUGCUGCUGUUCCUGGUGCGGAGCUGCCUGCUGCCGCUGCUGGAGGGGCUGGCGGCCGCGCUGCGCCACGGCUGGGACCGCUGGGCCGACUCCUGCGAUGGGGACGUGUCCUGGGCCUGCGUGCGGGAGCAGCUCGGCAGCCUCACCUACUCCUCCUGGGUUUACCUGCACAACACCACCGUGGCCGUCACCAACUGGGCGCUGGCCGCAAUUUCGGGACACUGACGCGGUGCCGGUGCCGGUGCCGCCGCCGAGGAGCAGCGCGGGGCCGGGGACAGCGCCGGGCCGGGGACAGCGCCGGGCCGGGGACAGCGCGGGGACUUUGGGCUGCAGGGGGUGAGCGGGGCGGUUUUGUUCUCCUGGAAACACGCUGGGCCCCCGGUGCCUGCGCCCGCUGGUCCCCCCGCCGGGGGGCGCCCGCCGAGAACCCGUCUCGCGCGGCGGGGCCGCGGCACACGCGUGUGCGCGUGACACGUGUACAUAUGAGUGCUUACCGGGGCGCGUA
This is a messenger RNA of Columba livia (rock pigeon), 2423 nucleotides long. RefSeq names its product transmembrane protein 214 (gene TMEM214). NCBI's taxonomy places the organism in Eukaryota, Metazoa, Chordata, Aves, Columbiformes, Columbidae. The record is from RefSeq and is a predicted model, not a curated record. The transcript has 17 exons. The coding region runs from base 83 to 2143 and encodes 686 amino acids. Gene Ontology annotation, cellular component: Golgi apparatus; endoplasmic reticulum.